GUGUGGGACUGAUACUGCCAUCUACCGACGACGUACUAGAAGUAAUCAGCACUAGAGCAUUACAUACAGUGAUCUAUAUAUGUAGAUUACUGAUUAGAUAGCUGUAAGCGCUGUAAGGUCCGAUAAACUAAAUGUAAAUAAUUCCAGAAAUGAAUUUAGAGACCGGAUCGAUCGUAAAAUAUUAUUUAGGUUUUGACCUUUAAUGUGAGCACUUACAAAGUUAGAUUACGAUGGAAGAUUUUGUGCCAACACGAGUAUCAAAAGCGAAGAAGGACGCUGCAAAGGAGUUCGUAUCGAUUAAUUAUGAGAAACCAAAGAAGAAGAAGAGGAAAUUAGAAAUCGUUGACAGCAAAGAUGAUAAUGAAACGAGUUCUAAAUUUAAUUCAGAAAUCGAUGAUGACGGCAACAGUGCGAGGAGAAAACAGGAACUGGAAAUGAAACGUGUCAGAUACGAGGUUAUGAAAUUCGGUAUGUCUGGUUUUAAAGGACCUGCAGCGGAGGAAGCAGAAGUUGCUUUAGCAGUGAGUUUAGGAGCGAAACCUCCGAAGAGGAAAGGUAUUAAUUAUAAACUACUGAAAGAACAACGGAAACAACAAAAAGAAACACAACAAAAGGACGUGACACUUGUGUCAGGACUUGAAAAGAGUUUAACGAAACAUAAAAAGAAACGGAUUCCAAAAAAAGGUUCGGAUGGCUUAUUAGGAGUUUAUGGGAAAGUAAAUAAGAAGGUAGUGGGCAAAAUGAAAAAAUAGAAUUAUAAUGGUAAAGAUUUAAAAUAGUUUGUUACACUCAUUUCCAG
This is a messenger RNA of Ceratina calcarata, 799 nucleotides long. RefSeq lists its product as uncharacterized. The transcript has a single exon. The record is from RefSeq and is a predicted model, not a curated record. Lineage: Eukaryota; Metazoa; Arthropoda; Insecta; Hymenoptera; Apidae. The coding region runs from base 231 to 752 and encodes 173 amino acids.